Messenger RNA from Mesorhabditis belari, 888 nucleotides. Lineage: Eukaryota; Metazoa; Nematoda; Chromadorea; Rhabditida; Rhabditidae. The record is from the annotation of a GenBank genome assembly.
AUGUCACUAAAGAUGAAAGUCUUCAAGUCGCUGAGUUGUUCACUCUGCGAUACGCCAUAUUCCAAUCAAAUCCCCUUUCAUCCAUCGAGCCCAUAUCAAUUAUCGUGUGGCCAUGUGAUUUGUCGAAAUUGUUGGGAUAAAGAGAAACAAUUUGAUUUGAAAGAACGAGCUCAUCAGUGUGAUCACAAUGGAUUUCUCGUAUCAAGUUACAUGAUUUCAUCGAUAUUAAAUCUUUUAAAUCAUCCAUCAAUCAGCCUGGCUCCUGAUGGAAGCGGGUUUUUGCUGAAAAAACCAUUCAACGUGCCAUCUUGCUCGAACUGUCACAAAGAAUUUUUCACAGAGCCUCAAAAGAGAAAGCCCUUCGAAUUAGGGUGCGAUCACACAAUUUGUUGGGAAUGCUUUCGGAAAAUUGGGAAAACAAUAGAACAAAGCGAUUUUUAUUGUGAUAUUAAGUGCCCAGAUUGUGGGAAUUCUCGUGAUUACUCGAUGAGAUAUGUGAAAAGUCUACUUGAAGAAUUUCUCGAAGAGAUCCCAGAAAUGACUGAACAGAUUCAAAGACUCAAAAUUGAGUUGAUCUUUGCUUCAUAUCGGGAAAAGUUCGCGAAAUACGAUGAAGAAUUUGAAAAAGCGUUCACUGAACUUGAAAAAAAAAUAUCGAAUCAAGAACAAAAACGUCAACAACAAGAAUGUCAAGAGCAAGAAUGUCAAGAACAAGAACGUCAACAACAUGAAUGUCAACACCAAGAAUGUCAACAACAAGAAUGUCAACAUCAAGAAUGUCAACAACAAGAACGUCAACAUCAAGAAUGUCAACAACAAGAACUUCAACAACAAGAAUGUCAACAAGUUCCAGAGUCGUGUGCUCAGAGACGGAUUGAUGAACCGGAU